This is a messenger RNA of Tremella mesenterica DSM 1558, 496 nucleotides long. RefSeq lists its product as uncharacterized. The record is from RefSeq and is a predicted model, not a curated record. NCBI's taxonomy places the organism in Eukaryota, Fungi, Basidiomycota, Tremellomycetes, Tremellales, Tremellaceae. The transcript is spliced from 5 exons. The coding region runs from base 1 to 405 and encodes 134 amino acids. Gene Ontology annotation, biological process: mitochondrial electron transport, cytochrome c to oxygen.
AUGUCACUCCUUCGAUUGAGUCGUGCCACCCUUUCCGUCCCUCGAUCAGUACAGACUUCCAGGAUCAGAUACGCAAGCACAAUCUCAGUCACUUCAACACAUUGGAAGGAGUUGACUAUUGAUGAGAAGAAAGCUGCCUACUUUGUCGCUUUUGGACCUCAUGGACCUAGGGCCCCCAUUCAUCAUCCUGGUAAUGCUAUGCGUGUCAUUGGUGGUGUGGCAGGUUGCGUAGGUGUAGCUAUUGCUAUCUUCUAUGCUGUUCGUUCGCAAGCACCCCCUCUUCCUAAAACCAUGACGAGGGAAUACCAAGAACAGACCAAUGAAUAUCUCCGAGCACAGAACUCCAACCCUAUCCAUGGUAUCUCUUCCGAAGGUUACAAAGGCAAAGGAGCGGUAACAGUUUGAAAAAGUACAUGGUCGAUGGAAUAUAUGGCAUAGAAUGGACGUGUUGCUGAUCUGCUAUUGUUUUAUGUGAGAUUGCGGUUCUUCGGAAUUU